Molecule: messenger RNA, 2371 nt
Organism: Pollicipes pollicipes
Lineage: Eukaryota; Metazoa; Arthropoda; Thecostraca; Pollicipedomorpha; Pollicipedidae
Gene: Arfrp1
Product: ADP-ribosylation factor related protein 1
Exons: 6
Coding region: 426-1034 (202 amino acids)
Biological process (GO): Golgi to plasma membrane protein transport; intracellular protein transport; protein localization to Golgi apparatus
Cellular component (GO): Golgi apparatus
Molecular function (GO): GTP binding; GTPase activity
Source: RefSeq, a predicted model, not a curated record
CCAUGGGAAAAAGCCACCGAUAAGUUGGUCAGGUAGUCGUCGACAUUACAUGAGUGGGUUGGUGGUGACGUACGUCGUGUUACCUCGCAGAUCGUACAAGCUCUGGGAGUAGGUAAGCGGGAUAUACCGAUGUUAGAUAGCCUCGCGGCUGAAGAUGUCCGGAUGGGCUUCCGUCACUUCAUUUUUUGAUCUGAUUGUCGUUCCACCAGUCUGUUUUUUCGUGGUCCUUGCAAAAAGUCGACUCCCUGGGGUGUGAAAUAGCGGGACAGGCCGCUCGCAAGCCGUUUUCUGAACGUCAGUGCUGCCUAUGCGUGAAGCAUCAAGCAAAACCGGGCAACGGCAUCAGGGACUCAGAUUGUUACUGGAGCCAGAAUCGCCGGAUGUGAUUGCCACCAGCGAGCACAGGUGACCACACACCGUCCAGAAUGUAUACGCUACUCCGUGGGUUCUACAAGUACAUGGUGCAGAAGGACGAUUACUUUCUGUUGAUCCUGGGUCUGGACAAUGCUGGAAAGUCGACUUAUCUGGAGGCGGCGAAAACGAAGUUCAGCAAAGGCUAUAGGAGCCUGAACUCCUCUAAGAUCACCACCACCGUUGGCCUGAACAUUGGACAGGUGGACAUUGCCGGCAUCAGGAUCAACUUCUGGGAUCUCGGAGGACAGGAGGACCUGCAGAGCCUGUGGGAUAAGUACUACGCCGAGUGUCAUGCCGUUAUAUACGUGGUGGACUCGGCUGACCGCCAGCGGAUGGAUGAGUCAAAGGAAGUGUUCGACCGCGUGAUCGGCUCGGAGCACCUGAUCGGCGUACCGCUGCUGGUGCUCGCCAACAAGCAGGACAUUCCUGACUGUAUGGGCGUGCGCGAGGUGAAGCCCAUCUUCAAUCAGAGCGCGCACCUGAUCGGCCGGCGCGACUGCAUGGUGAUGCCCGUCUCAGCGCUGCACGGGGACGGCGUGCACGAGGGCAUCGAGUGGCUGGUGGAGUGUGUGAAGCGGAACUCUGUGCACCGGCCUGCCAAAGGCAGGGACGACUCAUAGUGGCCGGGGGCGGUGCUGCCGCUGGUCUCGGGUUGUGCGCCGGCUGUGGCGGUUGACACGGACAGCCGCCGUAGCGGUGGUCACCGUUGUGCUGGAAGCGAUCUCGGCGGAGCUCGGGUCGGUUCGGCGUAUGUUGUUGGUGGGGGAGACGUCCUAAGAGCCGCGAUGAUAACUUUUGAUAAUGUACCGAGCGCUGCCUCCUGUCUUUGUGCCCUUAUGUAGCUAUGGAUGUGGGCGCAACAACCGCUUUGGUUGGCUGCGUCCGGCCUGUUUCCUGUUUACAUCGUUGGAAUGUGCUACCAUGUUGUAAGUGUUUGUCGGAAACCAUCGUUACCCAUGUUUUUUUUCCGUCGUUUUAGCGGGGCCUUCGGACAUCGCUCUUCCGUGUGGGCUUAUAGCCCUCGCCACAUGCCCUUCUGCUGACCCGUGACGGGGUCGAUCAGACCUCUCGCCGACACUGCCCCUCGCCGCACAGCGCUCCACAAGUGUCAAGGCGGCGCCGUACCGUGCGCUCCUGCGAUCUGUGUCGCCGGCAGCGUACUACGCAUACGUCCCCCUGGGGUUUGCGUGGCAGUACAUGUCUCACGAGCCCUGACGUGUCCCGGAGGGGGCCUCGGCCGCUCGACAUCCGCUCUGGAGGUCCCUGACGUGUCGGGGAUGGGGUCUCGGCCGCUCGUCAUCCGCUCUGGAGGUCCCUGACGUGUCCCGGAGGGCGCCUCGGCCGCUCGACACCCGCCCUGGAGGUCCCUGACGUGUCGGGGAGGGGGUCUCGGCCGCUCGUCAUCCGCUCUGGAGGUCCCUGGCGCGUCAGGGAGGGCGUCUCGGCCGCUCGACAUCCGCUCUGGAGGUCCCUGACGCGUCAGGGAGGGCGUCUUGGCCGCUCUUCGGCCCGCUCUGGAGGUCCCGGGCUUGUCAGGUGGGCGUCUCGACCGCUUGUCACCUGCUCUGGGAGUCCCUGACGUGUCAGGGAGUGCGCCUCGGCCGCUCGUCACCUGCUGCGGAGGUCGCGGGUGGUCGGCGGCAGCAUCACGCGCUCUUCGACGCGGAGGUCUUCCGCUGGGAAGAGGCCGCCCGAGACUGCUCUCGUGCGGCCCUCGGCGAAGGGAUGGGGAGCGGCGGGAGCUCUAGUCACUGGCCAGGGCAUGGGCAGAUGGCGGUGCUGCGUCGCCGGUCAGACGGUACACCGUUCCGUGUCAGGUGCUGCAUGGCAGGUCUCCACCGGUCUUAUGGAAACCUCUCUUUGUCGAGCACGGGGCGAAUCAGGUUCUGUAUGUGAGGCUUGAUCGAACGCACGCGCGUGCUUCAAGUACCGUCAUUCAUAAAACGCGACGUAAAUA